AUGCUGAAUUCCACAUUUGAUUUGAUCAGCCUUGCUGCUUCGAAUUCUCACGCAGUCUUUUGUUUAUUCAAUCUGAUCAUAAUCAUUCUACUUGUUGGUAGCUCGAAAUCGAGGUCAGAGUUUAAUGAAGAUGCCCCUUGUUCUUCUCGCGAUGAUGUUAAUAAUAACAGAGGUUCCAUGGAAAGAACUAAUGCUUCGUGUUCCUUGAAGACGGUAUGCACAUUGAUGAAUUCAUCUUCGUCUGUGGGCAUAUCAAUGGUCGACAAUGAUGAAGGGAACUGGGAUGAAGAAGAUGAUGAGCUGAGGAAAAGAGCUGAAGAAUUCAUCGAGAAAAUUAACAAGGGGUGGAUGGAUGAAAAGUUGAAAGCAUGCUCUCCAGGCCAAAAGAUAUAG
Fraxinus pennsylvanica is the source of this 393-nucleotide messenger RNA. The record is from the annotation of a GenBank genome assembly. Lineage: Eukaryota; Viridiplantae; Streptophyta; Magnoliopsida; Lamiales; Oleaceae.